Messenger RNA from Phyllopteryx taeniolatus (common seadragon), 2023 nucleotides. It is a transcript of the gene snx3, whose product is annotated as sorting nexin 3. NCBI's taxonomy places the organism in Eukaryota, Metazoa, Chordata, Actinopteri, Syngnathiformes, Syngnathidae. The transcript is spliced from 4 exons. Gene Ontology annotation, molecular function: phosphatidylinositol-3-phosphate binding. Bases 907 to 1320 code for a protein of 137 amino acids. The record is from RefSeq and is a predicted model, not a curated record. Gene Ontology annotation, cellular component: early endosome membrane; retromer complex. Gene Ontology annotation, biological process: endocytic recycling; late endosome to Golgi transport.
UCAGGUUAGGUCACUGGCAUGGGAACGAAAUGUGGAAACCCAGGACCCCCUGUACAGGAAAUGUUUUAGUAAUGUUUUAGCAUUUACAUGGAUAAAAAUAAGUUAACCCAUAAAAUACAAAUACACUAAACCUAGAAAAACUUGCUAAACAAUUCAACUUGGCGAAUAAGUGAGAGUGAAAAAUAUUAAAAGUUGCUGCAUGUGCCUCUGAUCUCUGUAAAACAAAGUUAAGAACUACCUGUACUAAAGAAAAUACUACUAUUACUACCACCAGUUUCAGCUAACAUUAACAGGCAACCACACUGCAUAAACUGGAUCUUUUGCUACGUGCAACGUCUGGUAUAAUGUUUUUCUUGCUCUUCUCUCACUGUGGGAUUUUGGUUAGCAUGCCUGCCUCAUAGUCAAGAGAUCUGGGUUUACUUGGGUUUCACUAGGAAUCCCCAAACAUGCGUCUUAGGUUAGCUCAGACUCUUGAUUGCUGUGUGUGAAUGUGAGUGUGAACGGUUGUUUGGUGCUUGCUGUACCCUACAAUUGGCUGGCAACCAGUCCAGGGUCAAACCCGCCUCUUGCCCAAUUACACCUCAAAUGGGCUCCAGUUAAAUGUGAUCCUAAUUUGUACACUACUAUAAAAAAAAAUUUGAUAGAUGGAAACAAACUGCACUAUAUGGUGGAAACGAUCAGAUUAAUCACAGGCACCAAAUAUACUACACAUAGUACCACAUUUUACUAUGAGAGUUUUUUGUUUUUUUUAUUACCGUAUUUUCACGACCAUAAGGCGUACUUAACGAGUUACGCCACAAUUUGUGAAUGGAUUGUGGAUGCUUGGGCUAACGUGUCUCAUUUCUGAGGAGCCGCACGGCAACGAGACUGACUGCGACAUUGACGAAAGGGAACCUGGCGUGUUUGAUGGAGAACUUGCCCAGCUGUUCAUUUCGGAUACAGAAGAUGAGGACUUUGAUGGAUUUGUGGAUGAAGGAUUCAUCAAAAAAUAACACUAACCUUCCCAUCUUCAAGCUGAAGGAGUCGAGUGUACGGAGACGCUACAGUGACUUUGAGUGGCUCAGGGCAGAGUUGGAGAGGGAGAGCAAGGUUGUUGUGCCACCCCUCCCGGGUAAAGCUCUGAUCCGACAGCUGCCCUUCCGAGGGGAUGAUGGGAUAUUUGAUGACUCUUUCAUAGAGGAGAGGAGACAAGGUCUGGAGCAGUUCCUAAACAAAGUGGCCGGUCACCCUCUGGCCCAGAACGAACGGUGCCUGCACAUGUUUCUACAGGAUGAGUCUGUGGACAAGCACUACACCCCAUCCAAAGUCAGACAAGCUUAAAGAGAGAAUAUGGCGCAGCCAACCUUCCCGCCUGCCCUCAUCUGACUUGGCCCGCCCUCUCAGCCAAGCCCAGACCACUGAAUCCAAAGCGCUCCCUCUCCCUCUCCCUCUUCACUGCUUCUGUUUCUUCUCAGACAAUUAAAAAUUCUAAAAUAAAUCCCCCCACCCAACACCCAUUCCCCAAAUAUAUAUAUAUCGCUCAUUACCCCCUCUAAGUUACCUCAUCCCCUUUUUAUUUUCCCUCUUUUAAUAGCAGAGAAUGUUCGCAACAUCACGUGGUCCCUCGAUGUCUGGAAAUGCCACUAACAUGGGUGUAUAAUUGUAUUUAUCGUUAGCUAUUUGUUGAAUAUAUUCAUUUUUGUAGUAACUUUGAGCAGUUACAUGUAUGCAAAGCUCUUGUCAGACCAACAGCCGCCUCCAUUGUAUAGUCAAUACUGGCAUGUCGCACAAUAGUGGGCCAUGAAAUUUAAAAAAUGUCAACCCCACCAAAAAAGGAAGCAUGUGUGUGUGUGCGUGCGUGUGUGUCCAUGUCCAGCAACCAGCACUUGCCCCGUUAUCACCAUUGCUUUUUCUAGGAUGUCAAUUUACACAGAGGGAACUGCAGUAUUUCUACUGGCUAUUUACGCAUUUUGAGAUUUAUAUACUGCUGUGCCAUUUUUUUGUUUAUUUUGAAGAUUUUCCAAUAAAAUAGGUGAAAUGUCAA